Bombus huntii is the source of this 1598-nucleotide messenger RNA. It is a transcript of the gene RnrS, whose product is annotated as ribonucleoside-diphosphate reductase subunit M2. Gene Ontology annotation, cellular component: cytosol. NCBI's taxonomy places the organism in Eukaryota, Metazoa, Arthropoda, Insecta, Hymenoptera, Apidae. Gene Ontology annotation, biological process: deoxyribonucleotide biosynthetic process. The transcript is spliced from 7 exons. Gene Ontology annotation, molecular function: ribonucleoside-diphosphate reductase activity, thioredoxin disulfide as acceptor. The record is from RefSeq and is a predicted model, not a curated record. Bases 392 to 1546 code for a protein of 384 amino acids.
AUGCCUUAUAUUGAUAAUAAUGUUUCUCUUCCAUAACAUAUUAAGAGAUACGCGGGAAAAGCCAAUGUCAAUAUAUUAUAAUUUUCACUCUUAUUGUCAUUGUAGAAUGCAGGAUAACUAUUUUUAAAUAUUUUCAAACAAAUAUCAUUCACAAAUAUGUGCCUUUUAUGAUAUUGUAGAUGUGAAAACGUUUUUGGCGGCAACAGGUAAUUAUUCGAUUGGUUGCCAGUAAUUUGGCGCGAAGCAGAAGGAAAUUAUGGGUAAAGAAUGUAUACUUCUGGAAUACUUAUAGUUUACUCUGAGCAUUUGGUUGGUUUUCGUAGAGUGCUGACAACUUUUUGAAACUUGUAUUCUUUAUUCACUUUUCCUGUAAGAUUCGUUGAAUUUUACGAUGCCACUUCAAAUUUCAACAAAGGAAAAUAUUCGUAGACGUCUUGAAAAGUUUUCUUUGGAAGAUAACACUUCUCCAAAGAAAUUAUGUAUUUCUCCAAUUAUUUCACAAGAGAAUGGUAUCAAAAAUGGAACUAAAGCCAAAGAUGUAAAAAUGACAAUUUUAAAAGAAAAUGGAUUCAAUCCAGAAUUAGAACCAUUACUGAAAGAAAAUCCACGUAGAUUCGUUGUCUUUCCUAUUCAAUGGCCUGACAUUUGGCAAAUGUAUAAAAAAGCUGAAGCAUCAUUUUGGACUGUUGAGGAAGUGGAUCUUUCUAAAGAUGUAUUUGACUGGAAUCAUUUAACUAGUGAUGAGAAACAUUUCAUAUCUCAUGUCUUAGCAUUCUUUGCGGCUUCUGAUGGAAUCGUUAAUGAGAAUCUUGUCGAACGAUUUAGUCAGGAAGUACAAGUAACCGAGGCACGUUGUUUCUAUGGUUUUCAAGUCGCCAUAGAAAAUGUGCACUCAGAAAUGUACUCUAUGUUGAUUGAUACAUAUAUCACAGAUACCAAAGAGAGAGACUUUCUGUUCAAUGCGAUUGAAAAUUUACCAUGCGUUGCGAAAAAAGCUAACUGGGCAUUAAAUUGGAUAAAUCACGAGAGUGCCACAUUUCCUGAACGUGUGGUUGCAUUUGCUGCAGUGGAAGGUAUUUUCUUUAGCGGUAGUUUUGCCGCUAUUUUCUGGCUGAAAAAAAGAGGUUUAAUGCCAGGACUUACAUUUAGUAAUGAGCUUAUUUCUAGAGAUGAGGGAUUACAUUGUGAUUUCGCAUGUUUGAUGUUCAAACAUAUUGUACAAAAACCGUCUUGCAAUCGGGUCACAUCAAUUAUUAAAGAUGCCGUCAAAAUUGAACAAGAAUUUUUAACGGAAGCUUUACCUGUUCAAAUGAUAGGAAUGAACUGUACACUUAUGUGUCAAUAUAUCGAAUUUGUUGCUGAUAGAUUACUUACAGAAUUAGGCUGUGAAAAGAUUUAUAUGUCCGAAAAUCCGUUUGAUUUUAUGGAGCACAUCUCUUUAGAAGGUAAAACAAACUUUUUUGAAAAGAAAGUAGGAGAGUAUCAAAAAUGGGGAGUAAUGCAAGAUAAAGUUGAAAGCAAUUUUACAGUUAAUGCUGAAUUUUAAUUUACUAGAUGACAGUAAUAAGAAAAUUGACUAUCUCUCUUUUCUUUUUUUU